Messenger RNA from Cataglyphis hispanica, 1897 nucleotides. It is a transcript of the gene Cyp4aa1, whose product is annotated as probable cytochrome P450 4aa1. NCBI's taxonomy places the organism in Eukaryota, Metazoa, Arthropoda, Insecta, Hymenoptera, Formicidae. Bases 163 to 1641 code for a protein of 492 amino acids. The transcript is spliced from 7 exons. The record is from RefSeq and is a predicted model, not a curated record. Gene Ontology annotation, molecular function: iron ion binding; monooxygenase activity; heme binding.
AUAAUCUCCAUUUGCAACUUCCUUUUAGCACCUUCGAUUUAAGUGACAAACAGCGAAAUUUCAUUGCAAUGUUUUUGUGUGAUUUCUGAGGAUACGAGGAUUCUACGAAAGCGUAAAUUGAAUAAUUAAUAGCAUUUAUUGUCAAUUGAUACACCAGGCGAGAUGUGGACCUGCCUUGCUUUUCUAAUUAUUAUCUACGUAAUAUACGCAUUGAAGGAUUACAUCAGGAUCCUCAGAUUUAUUUUCACCCUUGAUGGACCGAAGACGGUACCUAUUCUUGGCAAUGCAAAUGCCAUUCUUGAAGGAAACUUGAUUCAGAGAAUGACAAACGAGGCACAGAGUUACGGACGCGUUUUCCGGAUAUGGUUAACGCUCUUGCCAUACGUCGUGCUCGUGGAGCCGGAGGACAUCCAAGUCGUGCUGAGCAGCACGAAACACACGCAAAAGAUAUUCUUUUAUAAAUUGCUCAACAACUUUUUGGGUAAGGGUUUGAUCACGCGGGAGAUUGACAAGUGGAGGAUACACCGGAAAAUCUUGCAGCCAGCCUUUCAUCUUCACGUUCUCGCAAGAUUCGCAGGAACAUUUAGCAAAUGCGCCGAUCAUUUAGUCGAUAAACUGCUCGAGAAAGACGGAAAAGAGGUGAACAUUACCGUGUUUGUCAACAAUUCGGUCUACGAUAUAUUGACCGAGACGGUUUUGGGGAUGAAGGUGAGCCGAAGAAGCAGCAACGCCGAGGAUGACACCCCAUUUAGAAAGGGUCAAGUUAUGGUGCCGUACCGAUUCGCGCGUCCAUGGUUGUUAAUUGAUUGGAUCUACCGAUUGACGGCAGCUGGGAAAUCGGAGGAACAGCAACAGAAGGAUCUGUUUGAUUUUUGCUUCAGAAAGAUGAAAGAGAAGCGCGAGCUUUUACGCCAGAACAGUUCGUUCAUCGAUGACGAAACAAUGAGCGCGGAAAACAGAAAGAUAUCUCUACUCGAGUAUAUGGUCGAGAUCAACGAGAGGAAUCCUUGUUUCACUGAUCAGGACAUCAUUGAGGAAUGUUGCACUUUUAUGUUAGCUGGCCAAGACUCGGUCGGCACCGCCACCGCGAUAACGCUUUUCCUAUUGGCAAACAAUCCUACAUGGCAGGAAAACUGUAUCGCGGAGUUGGAUGAGAUCUUCGGCGAUGACGAGAGAUCGCCUACUAUGCAGGAUCUUAGAGAGAUGAAGUGUUUAGACAUGUGCAUCAAAGAAUCUUUGCGAUUAUACCCUAGCGUCCCGGUUUUUGCCAGGACACUUGGACAAGAUGUAAGAAUAGGAAAACAUGUGAUACCAGCCGGUUGCGGCAUAUUUAUGGCACCAUACUGUACACACCGUUUGUCUCAUCAUUUUCCCAAUCCUCACGAUUUUAAGCCAGAACGUUUUAGUCCCGAGAACUCUCAAGGAAGACAUCCCUAUGCCUACAUACCUUUCAGUGCCGGUCCUCGUAAUUGCAUUGGAUAUAAAUUUGCCAUGCUCGAGAUAAAAUCGAUAAUCAGCGCGGUUUUGAGGAAGUGUCGAUUAGAACCAAUAUUCGGCAAGGAAAAAGUGAUAGCUAAGUUUCGGAUGACAGUCAGAGCGACCGGUGGACUUUGGGUCAAAGUGAUAUCGCGGAAAUCGUAGCGAUUGAUAAGAUUGACACGUCGUCGAUCUUGCAACUUAGAAAUAGCCAUUGCAAUAUUUUGAAAAUUUAUGACAAUUUAAUUGAAAGAUAAACAGAAAGAUGCAAUUUAAUCCGAUACGUUGGAUGAAAAAAAUAAUAAAAUUGAUAAUAUAUACAUAAUGCUUAUUAAAAAUACUUCAAUAAUGCUAUUUGAAUUAUACUUAAGAAAUCGUGAUUUUUUUUAUGUACUAAUUGAACAAAAUGAUUAUAUAUGAU